AAGAGGAGUAAACUCUUUUGGAUCGGGGUAGGUUUGGGUGUAGCGGUGGUAUUAUUCCUAGCCGUCUUCUUGCCUGUGUUUUUUGGAGUUGUCAGGAAAUCGGGGGGUUCGUCUUCGUCUUCGUCUUCUUCUUCUUCGUCUGGAGGAGGAGGAGGGGGUGGUGGGACGGGUGGGAAUGGGGGGAGUACGAAGGGUACAGGCGGCGACGGGUCCACCGUAACGAUGGACAACGGAACCACAUUCACCUACCACAACUCCUUCGGCGGCUUCUGGAUAUCCGACCCCACAAACCCAUUCAACAACAACGCCCAACCAAACUCCUGGACGCCCCCUCUAAACACAUCUUGGACAUGGGGUAAAGACCGUGUAUUCGGUGUCAACCUCGGAGGAUGGUUGGUCAUGGAACCAUUCAUCACUCCGUCUUAUUACCAGAAAUAUACGGGUGCGGUGGAUGAGUAUACGCUUAGCACGCUGAUGAUUGCUGAUACGGGUGCUGGUGGGGGGUUGGCGCAGUUGGAGGCGCAUUAUGAUACGUUUAUCACCGAGCAGGACAUUGCGGAAAUAGCAGGUGCCGGUAUAAACUGGGUCCGCGUCCCCAUCGCCUUUUGGGCUAUCGAGACAUGGGCUGGGGAGCCGUUUCUGGCUAGGACGUCGUGGAAAUACUUUCUCCGAUUCUUGGGCUGGGCGAGGAAGUAUGGUCUGAGGGUGUGUUUGGAUUUACAUGCCGUUCCUGGGUCUCAGAAUGGGUAUAACCAUUCGGGGAUGCUAAACGUCGUCAACUUCAUGCGCGGCAACAUGGGCCUCGCAAACGCCCAACGAACACUCGACUACAUUCGCGUCCUAACAGAGUUCAUCACUCAACCGGAGUAUCAAGACCUCAUUCCCAUCUUUGGGAUCGUGAAUGAGCCUACGGCGGGGACGGCUGCUCUGUCAAACUUUUACCUCGAGGCACACAAUUUGAUCAGGAACAUUACGGGGUUGGGGGCUGGUCAUGGACCUUACAUCGCCAUGCACUCUGCAUUUAACGGUGCCGGUGACUGGGUUGGUUUCUUGAAAGGCGCUGAUCGGAUGAUAUUGGAUGAACAUCCGUAUUUUGCGUUUGGGGGCGUGAAUACUAGUCCUGUUAAUACGACUGGUACGACUGGUCAACCUGGAGGGACGUGGCCUGCGCGAACUUCGUUUGGAGUAAUGAUUGCCGGAGAGUUCUCAGCUGCGCCUAACGACUGUGGGUUGUUCAUGGUCGGUGUGAAUGUUGUCUCUGCCAACCCGCAGUGUCCCGAAUACGACGACUGGGCUAAUUAUUCGGACGCGAUGAAGGCGGGGUUGUUGAAUAUGGUUCUGGCUACUAUGGACGCGUUGGGUGAUUGGUUCUUCUGGACGUGGAAGAUCGGACCAGACCAAUCAGGAAACAUAUCAUCCCCCCUAUGGUCCUACAAACUUGGCCUUGCAAAUGGUUGGAUCCCCACAGAUCCACGUACAGCCCAAGGCAAAUGUGCCUCCUUCGGUGUAUCCAUCGACCGCUUCUCAGGAGACUUCCUACCCUGGCAAACGGGCUCCGUACCCUCCUCCAUACCAGCAGCGUCGUCAGUGGCGUAUCCCUGGCCACCAGCAACCAUGACGAGCGCAGACGUUUCUGUGAGCUUGUUGCCUACGUAUACGAAUACGGGGCCGGUGAUUACGAUGCCUGUGCCUACGACGUUUACGAGUGCGCCGAGUAGGGUUACGAGUGGGUUUGAUGGGUGGUUUGAUCAGGCUGAUACGGCGGGUGGGGUUGUUACUGUGAAGGGGUGUACUUAUCCGAAUGAGUACUCGCCAACGUUUGCGGUUGUGCCGACUGCGGCUUGUACGGGGACGUGAGUGUUGGUGUAGGUGGGGAUUCGGGGGAUGGCUGCAGAUGGACACAUGUAAGGAUUUCGGAUGGACGGUUAGUAUCUAGUGUGGAUGCAGCUGAUAGCUGUUACCUGUCGUUUUUCGGAUGGACUUCUUGUUGGAUUGUAUGUACUUACGCAGACUAGGAGGAUACAGGAACAUUUGCUUCACCCCUA
Laccaria bicolor S238N-H82 is the source of this 2045-nucleotide messenger RNA. RefSeq names its product glycoside hydrolase family 5 protein. Gene Ontology annotation, cellular component: cell surface; extracellular region. Gene Ontology annotation, biological process: glucan catabolic process. Bases 223 to 1857 code for a protein of 544 amino acids. The transcript has 10 exons. The record is from RefSeq and is a predicted model, not a curated record. Gene Ontology annotation, molecular function: beta-glucosidase activity. Lineage: Eukaryota; Fungi; Basidiomycota; Agaricomycetes; Agaricales; Hydnangiaceae.